Octopus sinensis (East Asian common octopus) is the source of this 726-nucleotide messenger RNA. Its product is annotated as UPF0705 protein C11orf49 homolog. The transcript is spliced from 6 exons. NCBI's taxonomy places the organism in Eukaryota, Metazoa, Mollusca, Cephalopoda, Octopoda, Octopodidae. Bases 1 to 483 code for a protein of 160 amino acids. The record is from RefSeq and is a predicted model, not a curated record.
AUGCGACAAAUUGUUUUUAAAUUAAGUGGCAUCAAAAGAAUUAUCGUUGAACUUUUAAAAGAAUUCAUUGGAAAAUGUCAAGAGAUUUAUUCCGUGCUUUGCAGCCAACGUAGUCCACGUGACCCAGUUGUGGUUCCCACCUCCGAUUUAGCCAAUGUCCAGUCAACUCCAGCCAAUAAUGCACCACCAGCAGAUGGCGUUGAGACAGCAAGCUUACUGCGAGCGGUUGGUCAUCUUUGCAAGACCAGUAAAAUAAGCUCUCCUGCGCCUGAUGUCCUCCAAGACAUUUUAACACCGAUGGCAACUGUUCGAGUGUCCUUUUAUGAAUUUCUAAUGAUAUUGGCAAAGAGUGAAACAGUAAACAACUCAUUAGGGAUCUUGCCAAGCAGAUUGAAAGUAUUUGAAAACAACGAUACUUGUAAUUCCUUUCGGAUUCCAGCGUAUCACCUGCACACUUCAAGUGGACGAUUCACCAAGAAUUAAGAGUUGGUGAAAAAGAACUUCAUUUCCAAAUUGUUAUGGCUGUCAAUGGAAACCAUAAAAAUCUGAAAUAUAAUUUUCUCCAUAUUCAUUAGUGCUGAUACUAAUUGUUGGUUAAUUGCAGCAUCCAGUUAGCAUUGUUUGGCAAUAAAUGAACCUUAUAAUUAUUGUGGUUUUCUAAGUGCAACUGAUCAACUGAUGUAUUUACCAAACUAGUGACACUCGAUAAAUGUGUUCUAUCUUAAU